AUGAGUGAGCACUGCAAGUGUGAGGAAGACCAUGAAGACCCAAGAGAGGCCCAGGGGCUGGUGGAUGCGCAGCUCUCUGGGGCUGAGGAGGAGGAGGCCACAUCCUCCUCCUCCUCCCCCCACUCCUCCUCCCCCUCUGUUCUGUUCCUGGGCUCGCUGGAGGAGUCCUCGCUCCAAGACGCACUGCAUUUGAAGAUGGCUGACCUGGUGGGGUUCCUGCUCCUCAAGUAUCGCACAAAGGAGCGUACCACAAAGGCGGAAAAGCUGAAUCUGGUCAUCAGAGAUCACCAGGACCACUUCCCUGUGAUCUUCAGCCAAGCCUCUGAGUGCACGCAGCUGGUCAUUGGCUUUGAUGUGAAGGAAGUGGACCCCAGCGACCACUCCUACAUCCUGGUCACCAUCCUGGGCCUCACCUACGAUGGGAUGCUGAGCGGUGAGCAGAGCAUGCCCAAGACCUGCCUCCUGGUGCUGCUCCUGGGCAUGAUCCUCCUGGAGGGCGACGGGGCCCCUGAGGAUGACGUCUGGGAAGCGCUGAGUGUCAUGGGAGUGUGUGCUGCGACGGAGCGCUUCAGCUACGGGGAGCCCAGGGAGCUCCUCACCAAAGUUUGGGUGCAGGAACAGUAUGUGCAGUACCGGCAGGUGCCUCACAGCGAUCCUGCACACUACGAGUUCCUGUGGGGUCCCAGGGCCACGCUGAAACCAGCAAGAUGA
This is a messenger RNA of Diceros bicornis minor, 711 nucleotides long. RefSeq names its product melanoma-associated antigen 9-like. NCBI's taxonomy places the organism in Eukaryota, Metazoa, Chordata, Mammalia, Perissodactyla, Rhinocerotidae. The record is from RefSeq and is a predicted model, not a curated record. The transcript is spliced from 2 exons. Bases 1 to 711 code for a protein of 236 amino acids. Gene Ontology annotation, cellular component: nucleus. Gene Ontology annotation, biological process: negative regulation of transcription by RNA polymerase II.